AUGGGCUCCGAGUCCUUCUGGAAAAGUCGGUCCCUCCGGGUCUCGGACAAGAAGCGGACGAAGGCAGCAGAGCUCACACUCAAGGAGUCGCUGUACCCGAUCUGCCUCGUCACACUCCUCUUCUUCCUGUGGGGGUUCUCGUACGGCCUGCUCGACACGCUCAACAAGCACUUUCAGAAUACCCUUGGGAUCACCAAGGCGAGGUCCUCAGGACUACAGGCUGCUUAUUUUGGUGCCUAUCCCAUCGCCUCGCUGGGCCAUGCCGCCUGGAUCUUGAGACAUUACAGCUACAGGGCCGUGUUCAUCUGGGGCCUGUGUCUGUAUGGCAUUGGUGCUCUGCUCGCCAUCCCGGCGAUUAUGCACCGAAGUUUUGGAGGGUUCUGUGUGUGUAUCUUCAUCAUCGGAAAUGGUCUCGGCUCGCUGGAGACGGCAGCCAACCCGUACAUAACUGUUUGUGGUCCGCCCAAAUAUUCCGAGAUCCGCAUCAACAUCUCCCAGGCCUUCAACGGCAUCGGCACUGUGGUCGCCCCCGUGCUGGGGUCCUACGUCUUCUUCAACUUUGGUGAUGCGCGCGCCCUGCAGAACGUGCAGUGGGUAUAUCUGGCCAUCGCCGUGUUCGUCUUCUGCCUGGCUUGUGUCUUCUUCAUGUCUCACAUCCCCGAGAUCACCGACGCCGACAUGGAGUUCCAGGCGGACGAAUCGCGGGCCUCGGCAGACAGCACGAAGCCUUUCAUCAAGCAGCACCGGUUGUUCCAUGCGGCGUUUGCGCAGUUUUGUUAUACUGGGGCACAGGUUGCCAUUGCGAGUUACUUCAUCAACUACGUGACCGAAACCCGCGCCAACACCUCCUCCGCGCUGGGCUCCCAAUUCCUCGCCGGCGCCCAAGGAGCAUUCGCCCUAGGCCGUUUCGCGGGCACAGCCAUCAUGCACUUCGUCCGCCCGCGCUGGGUCUUCCUCUGCUACCUCAGCCUAUGCAUCGUCUUUGUCGGGCCCUCCAUCACGCAGCGCGGCAACACGGGCAUGUCGAUGCUCUACGUGACCCUCUUCUUCGAGUCCAUCUGUUUCCCGACCAUCGUUGCGCUGGGCAUGCGCGGCCUCGGUCGCCACACCAAGCGCGGGUCCGGGUUCAUCGUGGGCGGUGUCUUUGGGGGCGCCUGUGUGCCGCCCCUGACGGGGGCUGUGGCGGAUAUGCAUGGGACCGCGCUGGCGAUGGUUGUUCCCAUGGCGUUCUUUAUUGCGGCUUGGUCAUACUCGCUGGCGGUCAAUUUUGUGCCGGCGUAUCGCGACACGGCGGAUGCGUUUACCAAGACAGAGAUUGGGCUGCAUGGACAUCAUGAGGGGGAGAAGGCUGUGGUGAACGAGCAGAGAGAGGGGUGA
This is a messenger RNA of Cryphonectria parasitica EP155, 1377 nucleotides long. RefSeq lists its product as uncharacterized. The record is from RefSeq and is a predicted model, not a curated record. Bases 1 to 1377 code for a protein of 458 amino acids. Lineage: Eukaryota; Fungi; Ascomycota; Sordariomycetes; Diaporthales; Cryphonectriaceae. The transcript has 5 exons. Gene Ontology annotation, biological process: transmembrane transport. Gene Ontology annotation, molecular function: transmembrane transporter activity.